Messenger RNA from Columba livia (rock pigeon), 6156 nucleotides. RefSeq names its product collagen type V alpha 3 chain (gene COL5A3). Gene Ontology annotation, molecular function: extracellular matrix structural constituent conferring tensile strength. The transcript has 68 exons. Gene Ontology annotation, biological process: extracellular matrix organization. Lineage: Eukaryota; Metazoa; Chordata; Aves; Columbiformes; Columbidae. The record is from RefSeq and is a predicted model, not a curated record. Gene Ontology annotation, cellular component: collagen type XI trimer. Bases 369 to 5564 code for a protein of 1731 amino acids.
CCCAAAACCUGCUCCAAACCUCGGCCACGGCGGCCGGGCUCUGCCCCAGCGUGGCGAAGAUUUGGUGGGACGCCGGCAGAUAAACAUCCUUGAAAUACCGCACGGUGUCCGCGUCGGCGCCGGGGAACUCGGAGCGCGAAACCUCCUCCAUCAGCUUCAGCUCGAAGUCCGUGUUGACGGGACCCGGCUCUACCAUGGAGACGCUGUGGGGUGCAGGUCCCGCAUGGUGGCGAUUACUGGGGGGACCCCGAACCCCAAAAACCAGCUCAGGGGCGACCCCGGAUGCCAACCGGGUCAAGGUCAAGUGGGGACGAUGAUGUUCGUUAAGCUGCUUGGCAGUGCCCGUGGACGUGCUGCGGACGCUGGGCAUGCAGGAUGGCCGCGACGGCGUCACCGUCACCGCCGGCAUCUGUCCCCAGCGCCCGGGGACGCAAGACCCCGACUUGGCUUUCCGCGUGGACAACCGCACCCAGCUCAGCGCGCCCACCCGCCAGCUCUUCCCCGACGGCUCCUUCCCCGAGGACUUCGCGGUGCUGGCCACGGUGCGCGCGCGGCGCGGGGGACAAGCCUUCCUGCUCUCGGUGUACGACGAGCGCGGCGUGCAGCAGCUCGGUGUGGAGAUCGGCCUCUCGCCCGUCUUCCUCUACGAGGACCAGGAGGGGCGGCCCCCCCCCGAGCGCUACCCCGUGUUCCGCAGGGUCAACCUGGCUGACGGCAGGUGGCACCGCGUGGCGUUGGCCGUGGAGGGCACCAACGUCUCCUUGCUGGUGGAUUGUCACCUCCUGGCCACGCUGCCGCUGGAGCGGGGACCUCAGCCCCUCGUUAGCACCGAGGGGGUGACGAUUUUUGGGGCCCGGCUCUUGGAUGAGGAGGUUUUCGAGGGUGACGUCCAGCAGCUGCUGUUGGUGGCCGACCCCGAGGCCGCCCGCUCCUAUUGCCACCUCUACAUGCCCGACUGCCACCAGCCCCUGCUCUACCCGCUCAUCGCGCCCUUCCCGGAGGAGAGUGACCUGGAGCCCACGGCCGCCCCACGGAGGAAGGGCAGGAAGGGGAAAAGGAAGGGCAAGGGCAAGGGCAAGAAGAGGAGGAACAAGGAGCUGCCGGAGCAGCACGAGCCCUCCGCACCCUCCGUCACGGCCAGCCAGGCCAGCGCGCCCACGCCGACAGCGCCGUCCCCGGAGGAGAGCUCCGUGUCAGCCGUCCCCUCCAGCCUUGUCACCACCGUCAGCGUCACCCUGAACGGCACCGGCCCCUUCGAGGAUGCUGCUGAGGAGCUUGUGCUUGAACUUGAGGAUGGGGACGCUGGGGGUGGCAGCGCGGAGCUGCCGGGCUACGAGGACGACGGUGACGGGGACCCCGCGAGCCGGGAGCGGUUCGGCCCUGCCGAGCGGGAGGGGAUGGUGAUCCAGGAGCCCAGCCUGAAGGGGCAGAAGGGCGAACCAGCCAUCGUGGAGCCGGGUCGGCGAUUCGAGGGGCCGCCGGGACCCCCAGGCCCUGCGGGGGAGACGGGUCCCCUGGGACCACCGGGACCACCAGGGCUGCCCGGGGACCCCGGCGAUCAGGGUCCCGCGGGACGGCCGGGGCUGCCGGGAGCCGACGGGAUCCGCGGCCCCGCGGGGACCAUGAUCAUGUUGCCGUUCCAGUUUGGGGGGGACUCCCUCAAGGGCCCCACCGUCUCUUUCCAAGAAGCCCAAGCCCAAGCAAUCCUGCAGCAGGCGAAGCUCGCCAUGAAGGGCCCCCCAGGUCCCAUGGGGCUGACAGGCCGCCCGGGACCACUGGGUCUACCUGGACACCCAGGCCUGAAAGGAGACGCCGGGGACAUGGGGCCACGGGGUCCCCGGGGGUUGCAGGGGCUGCCGGGGCCACCGGGGAAACUGGGCAGACGGGGUCGCGCUGGAGCUGACGGUGCCAGGGGACUCCCGGGGGACACCGGCCCCAAGGGUGACAGGGGCUUCGAUGGGCUGCCGGGGCUGCCGGGAGAGAAGGGCCACCGGGGUGACGUGGGGAAGCCAGGACCAGCUGGCCCCCCCGGGGAGAAAGGAGCCAAGGGCUCCGAUGGCCCCCCAGGACCUCGGGGACAACCAGGGGAACCUGGUGCACGAGGCCUCAUCGGCACCCGCGGCCCCCCCGGCCCCCCCGGCACACCGGGUGCCAGCGGCAUCGACGGGGCACCGGGGCCCAAAGGCAACGUGGGAAUCCAAGGGGAGCCGGGACCCCCGGGACAGCAAGGGAACCCUGGGCCGCAGGGUCUCCCCGGCCCCCAGGGCCCCGUCGGGCUCCCGGGGGAGAAGGGCCCGCCGGGGAAGCCGGGGAUCCAGGGGGUGGCUGGGGCCGAUGGGCCCCCGGGUCACCCUGGCCGAGAAGGACCAGCCGGAGAGAAGGGCCUCCAGGGCCCCGUGGGUGCCCCCGGUCCCGUUGGUUACCCGGGACCCCGGGGGGUGAAGGGAGCGUUUGGUGUGCGGGGCCUGAAGGGCAGCAAGGGGGAGAAGGGAGAAGAUGGAUUCCCUGGCUUUAAGGGGGACAUGGGCCCCAAGGGGGACAGGGGGGACCAGGGCCCGCUGGGUCCCCGCGGCGAGGACGGUCCCGAGGGGCUAAAGGGACAGACGGGUCCCGUGGGGGAACCAGGUGCUCCUGGCCCCGCAGGCGAGAAGGGCAAACUGGGGGUGCCGGGUCUCCCGGGGUAUCCAGGGCGCCAGGGCCCCAAGGGCUCCACCGGCUUCCAGGGUCCCACAGGGCUGGCGGGCGAGAAAGGCAAGAGAGGCAAGGCCGGCCAGGCCGGGCAGACGGGACAGCGGGGGCCACCGGGUCUCCCGGGGGAGCGGGGGCUGCCCGGCCCCACAGGGAAACCCGGCCCCAAGGGAGAUCCUGGCCAUGACGGGGCCCCCGGCGCUGUGGGCGAGAAGGGUCCCCAAGGUCCCCAGGGCCCCAAUGGCUUCCCAGGCACCAAAGGGCCCCCGGGUCCCCCCGGGAAGGACGGUUUGCCAGGACAUCCGGGCCAGCGCGGCGAGCCGGGGUUUCAUGGCAAAACCGGCCCCCCCGGCCCCACGGGGGUGGUGGGACCGCAGGGUAAAUCAGGCGAGACGGGGCCCGUGGGGGAGAGGGGGCACCCCGGCCCCCCCGGCCCCCCCGGGGAACAGGGCUUACCCGGCGGCGCCGGCCGAGAGGGAGCAAAGGGUGACCCCGGCCCCCCCGGCAGCCCCGGGAAGAGUGGCCCCCCCGGCACCCCCGGCUUCCCCGGCACACGGGGGGCACCCGGAGAGACGGGUCCGCCUGGCCUGAAGGGGGGAGAAGGGCCCCCCGGCCCCCCCGGCCCCACAGGUUCCCCUGGUGAGCGAGGCCCCACGGGGGCAGCUGGAGGCAUCGGGCUGCCGGGCCGGGGGGGUGCGCAGGGCCCCCCCGGUCCCAUUGGCGAGAAGGGCUCCCCGGGCGAGCGGGGGCCCGUGGGACCGGCCGGGCAGGACGGGAUCCAGGGUCCUGGGGGGCUCCCAGGGCCAAGUGGCCCCCCCGGCCCUGCCGGGGAGGAUGGGGACAAGGGUGAGAUGGGGCUCCCCGGCCAAAAGGGCAGCAAAGGUGACAAGGGCGAUGCGGGCCCCCCCGGACCAACAGGGAUCCAGGGACCCAUGGGGCACCCCGGUCCUGCGGGAGCGGACGGGGAGCCGGGGCGCCGGGGGCAGCAGGGGAUGUUUGGGCAGAAGGGGGACGAGGGAUCGCGGGGACACCUGGGCCUCAGCGGCCCCCCCGGCCUGCAGGGCAUGCCGGGCCCCCCCGGCGAGAAGGGCGAGAAUGGAGACGUUGGCCCCAUGGGUCCCCCCGGCGCACCGGGACCCCGUGGGCCACAGGGACCCAGCGGUGCCGAGGGCCCCCAGGGGAUGCCGGGCGGCGUGGGGCAGCCGGGCGCCGUGGGAGAAAAGGGUGAACCGGGUGAAGCGGGAGACCCCGGAGCCCCAGGGGAGCCCGGACCCCCCGGUGUGAAAGGGGACGUGGGGGAGAAGGGGGACGCGGGGCCAUCGGGGGCAGCGGGACCCCCCGGCAAGAAGGGGCCACCGGGAGACGACGGAGCCAAAGGCAACGUGGGUCCCAUCGGCUUCCCGGGUGACCCCGGCCCCCCCGGAGACCCCGGCGUGCCGGGGCUGGACGGCGCCGCUGGAGAGAAGGGUGACAGUGGGGACCCCGGUUUGCCGGGUCCCCCAGGAGCAUCAGGGGAGCCGGGUCCCCCGGGCCCCCCAGGCCGGAGGGGACCCGUGGGACCGACGGGGCGCGAGGGCCGGCAGGGCGAGAAGGGUGCCAAGGGACAACCAGGCACCGAGGGGCCACCCGGGAAGACGGGCCCCGUGGGGGCACAGGGACCACCGGGCCGGCCGGGCCCCGAGGGGCUGCGGGGGAUCCCCGGCCCCGCCGGUGAACAAGGCUUGUUGGGGGCUCCGGGCCAAGCGGGACCCCCCGGUCCCCUGGGUCCCGUGGGUUUGCCUGGCCUCAAGGGAGACCCCGGCCACAAAGGAGACAAGGGCCAUGCUGGCCUGAUCGGGCUCAUUGGGCCACCGGGAGAGAUGGGGGAGAAGGGGGACCAGGGGCUCCCCGGCAUCCAGGGCCCCCCCGGACCCAAAGGAGACCCUGGUCUGGCUGGCCCCACCGGCCCCACCGGCCCCCCCGGCCCCCCUGGGCUCUCGGGUCCCUUGGGGCAGAAGGGCUCCAAAGGCUCCCCGGGUGCUCUGGGUCCCCGAGGCGACACCGGCCCCCCCGGCCCCCCGGGACCGCCGGGCCCCCCGGCCGAGCUGCUGGAGCCGCUGCCCUCGAGCCGGAGGCACCGGCGAGCGGCCGAAGGGGCCGGGGGGGAGCAGCAGGGCCCCCCCCGCGGCACCGAGGGGCUGGAGGAGGUUUACGCGGCGCUCAGCUCCCUGCGCGGCGACGUGGAGCGGCUGCGGCGGCCCCUGGGCACCCCCGAGAGCCCCGCGCGCGUCUGCCGGGAGCUCCAGCUCUGCCACCCGCAGCUCCAGGACGGCGAGUACUGGAUUGACCCCAACCAGGGCUGCUCCCGCGACGCCUUCCGCGUCUUCUGUAAUUUCACCGCCGGCGGCGAGACGUGUCUGUUCCCCGAUAAAAGAUUUGAAUCGGUCCGCCUGGCCGCCUGGAGCAGGGAGAAACCGGGGACGUGGUACAGCACCUUCAAACGGGGCAAGAAGUUCUCCUACGUGGACGCGGAUGGGAACACCGUCCCCGUCACCCAACUCACCUUCCUGCGGCUCCUGAGCGCCGGCGCCCGCCAGAACUUCACCCUCCUGUGCCAAAACGCCGCCGCUUGGUACGACGGCCGCGCCGGCACCUUCGCCCGCGCCCUGCGCUUCCGCGGGGCCAACGACGAGGAGCUGGGCCACGGCCACCCGGCCACCCCCGUGCGCGCCCUCCACGACGGCUGCCAGGGCCGCCACGGCCAGGAGCGGACGGUGCUGGAGGUGACGUCGUCGCGCGUCGAGCGGCUGCCCCUGACCGACGUGGCCGUCCUUGAUUUUGGUGACACCAACCAGAAAUUCGGCUUCGAGCUGGGACCCGUCUGCUUCACGGGCUGAGCCCCCGACACCACGUGGGGAGGGACGGGUUGUUUUUUGGGGGGGGGGGGUCUCCGGUCCCUCUGCCACCCCCCCUGCGCCAGGGACAGCGACCCAGCGCCUGCUCUGGCAAACUCAGGACUCGGAGCCGCCGCGGUGCCGUCCCCUCCUGCCCCCCCUUAUUUAUACUCCGGCGGGGGGGACGUGGGGUGGGGCACCCCAGUCUGGGGGAGGGUUUUGAGCCGGGUCCCCCCCCCCGUGGUGCUAAAACGCUCCCCAACAACCCCCUUAGUGAAGCACUGGAUGUGGCGACGCCACCAGUCGGCCCAAUGCCCGGGGGGGGCCUAAUCCAGCCCCCCCAAAGUGUCCCCAUGUCCCCAGGCCAGGACAUGAGCCGGGGGGACUUCGGGGGGGGUGUUAAACCUCCUCCUUCACCCCCUAACGCUCUGCCCCUCCGUGGGGCGGCGGGGGGAGCCCCCGUCGCUUUGGGGGGGUCACGGCACAGCCCGUCCCCCGCGGCAGAGGGGACGUGGGACGGGGUUGGGGACACGCGCGGCUCAGCCCCGCGCCCGGUGCUGUCGCGGUUACUGUACGAUAAACCGACUGUAUCGAA